Messenger RNA from Microsporum canis CBS 113480, 4713 nucleotides. RefSeq names its product WD domain-containing protein. Lineage: Eukaryota; Fungi; Ascomycota; Eurotiomycetes; Onygenales; Arthrodermataceae. Gene Ontology annotation, cellular component: nucleus. Gene Ontology annotation, molecular function: transcription factor binding. The record is from RefSeq and is a predicted model, not a curated record. The transcript is spliced from 5 exons. The coding region runs from base 1 to 4713 and encodes 1570 amino acids. Gene Ontology annotation, biological process: positive regulation of transcription by RNA polymerase II.
AUGUCCUCCGAGCAAUAUGGAAUGCGGAUGUCGACAUCCUCGGGCUCGCGCUCAGCCUCCGGCGCUUUGCUGGCGAGUCCUCCAAUCGAGUUAAAUAAUGAUCUUAGCCCUUGCGCCGCCACCGCAUCAUUGUUCCUCUUCGCACAAGGCCCGACUAUUGUCGCUAUACAUCAUGACAGCUUGGCUGUCGACCGGAAGUUUCACCGCCAUCGGGAUGAUGUUCAGAUAAUAGCCGUCGACAAUGUUAGUGAAAGGGGAGCAGGCCGCUUGGUGGUUAGUUAUGACAUUGGCCAUACUGCAAUAAUAUGGGACCUCUUUACUGGUCAAGAAAUCACUCGAUUUGCCUCUUUUGAGCCGAUCCGCGUCGCUACUUGGUUACGAAAUGGACAUGUUGCCUUUGGAAACAUCAAGGGUGAAAUCAUAUUGUUUGAACCCUCAACUUCUGAACAUAUAUCUGCCCGUACAAUAUUUGAUCCAAUCACUGCUCUAGCUCCAACAAUAGAUUGCAAUACCUUUGCCAUAGGGUACCUUAACGGCUCGAUUCUAAUCGCUACUCUUCUGCCAACAUUUACCAUUCUGCACACUCUCACAACCAUCAGGGGCCCGUCACCAGUUAUAUCACUUUCCUGGCAUGCUUCCUCCACCAAACAAAAAACCGAUAUGUUAGCAUCGCAAACUAUUGAUGGUGAUUUGUUUGUUUGGAGCGUGGCCAAACAGCCAUCUACAGAGUCACCUCGCGUCAUAAGAGCUUUGAAGAAAUCAGAAUCAAAUAAUUCCAGCCCUAAGUGGCUAGCUUGGUCAAAGAAUGGCCGUAUAAUUCAACACAACGAUGGAGAGAGUCUGGCAUGGGACGUUAGAACCAAAAAUGUUUCAUAUGAAACCAUUCCAACCAUCCAAGGGGUCCAAGGCAUUGCAAAUUAUGGACCAACGGCCACGCUUUUUACUUUGGGCCCGAAUCAUACUGUCCAGCAAUAUGAUGUAGCCAAUGCAACAAUGGUUGCGAAUGCCCAGCACCUUCCACAGAAGCCUGAUGUACCUGUAGAGCAGCCUCCAACUGGAGAAACUGCACUCACAAUUGAAACUUUGGCAAAACACACGGCGUCUGAACAAAAGCACAAAACACGACCUUCACAAGGGUCUUUACCAGGCGUCGAAUCAAAGCUUGAUUUAGUUCGUGCUGAGGCUUCAAAGAGCCCAGGGUCUGGAUAUAGCAUGCCUAUUUCUAAUGGCUCCAGGCCUCGCAACCGGACGCCAUACGCUCCACGCCCCCCUGGAUCCAAUUAUAGCGGGUCAGCAACCACAUUCUCCUUAGGGUCUCCCAGGCCAUCUAUUGCGGAAACUCUUCACUCAGGCUACUCGGCACGGUAUGCAAUGUCAUUAAACUCAACAGAGUCUACUAUGUCCAAGCUGCGGACGGUCUCUAUUCCCGGAAUCUGGGAUGAUCCAGUUACCGACCUCUUCCCCUACAUACGUGCUCGAUUAAACAGCGUAUCGAUAAAUCCUUCCCGCAGGUUCGAUGACCCAAAUCUUGGACCGGACGAACUACGAAGACAAAUGUUAGCCGUUGUGUUCGGAUGGGAAGGAAAUAUCGAAGAUUUGGUACGGAGCGAAUUUAAACAACAUACUUAUGGCUCCCAGCAUUCUGCCAUACUAGCGAGAUGGUUACUUCCAUCUGAUUCUGACAUAAUGGCGCCUAUGGUUGAGGCAUCGACCUCCUCAUAUGUCAACUGGAUGAUAAUUGCUCUCAGCUUGUUGACGAAGAAAGAAGUGUCAAAAGAGCCCGGUCAGGCGCUUGCCAAAAAGCUUUUAGCUUCCAACGAUCCCCACGCAGCUGCUGCGGUGCUAAUGGGUAUUGGAGAAGGAGAUCUCGCCGUUGAGCUUUAUGUGUCCAGAAAUCAGUUCAUGGAAGCCGUUCUACUAAGCUGCCUGUUGACACCAGCUGGAUGGUCUAGGCAAUCAUAUCUCAUUCGGAAAUGGGGAGAACAUGCAGCUAUCAACUCGCAGCAACACCUAGCAUUGCGUUGUUUUUCUUGCACUGAAACUGCAGCCCCGGUAGCCUGGAAAAGCCCAUCUAUACAGGCUUCAUUCUCCGGCCCAUCCUCAGACAAGAAUCAAGGAGUUUCCUUAAACGCUCCUCCUUUAACUAAUCUCUCCCCAACCUCUCGUCUCAAGAAUCAAUCACUGAAGCUCAUAACUUCAUUUGGUUCAAAUAGCAACUCCGCUUUUCAGUUCCCAGGCCUUGCCUCUGCUGACAGGACCCCUACCAACAUGCCUGGGGUUACACCAAUUGAUGCUGGGUUGGGAGAUCAGAUGUUCUCCCCUGGAGGGUUCGGUAAUAGUCUUCGUCCAGGCGGUCAUCGAGCCCAGGGUGCAACUCCGGUCUCUCGAUCGCACCCUGCGGGCUUCGGGAGGGAACGGCUCCCCUCUAUUGGAGAAUCACCGAACGACCCUACUCCGACGGUAUCAGCUCCAAAGGGCCGCCUACCCGCUGGUGAUCAAAUGUCUGAACCUGAUAAGGAUCUCAAAGUUAUUGAUGUGCCUCUAGCACCACCCCCGGCCGCAAAUCUUAACCCAACAAGUACUACAGAUACUCUAGAAUAUUUAACCCCGGCGCGGUACACGCCCCUGAAUGAGUCAAUGAAGGAGAAAGAAACGCCUAUGACAGCCUUACCUCCUGACAGGACUCUAAGCUCUUCUUCUGGCCGGGAAAACAAGCUAGAGGCUGCACUGGGACAGAAAGAGCGUGGUACGAAUGGUUCACAAUCCCGUAAACCCGACGGACUGCAGAUUCAGUGGCCCCCUGCCGAUGACCAAUCCUCCGAAGAUCAACCAUCGGAAGACAUAUACUACCAACAACCGUUGUCAACUCGCCGAAAUGGCGAGAGAAAUGAUAGUGUGAUGAGUCCGACCGCUUCUACCAGGAGUGCAAGAUCCGGCGCAAGUGUACCAUUAAGUGCGAAAAGCCUAGAUAAGUACAUAAGCAGCCUUGACGGAGCUAGCUACCAAUCCCACAGACAAAAAACGCAUAAGAAGUCCGGCUCAAGGGCAAGUUCGAAAGACCCUCAUGGGCGUGGGAGAAGCAAACAGAGAUAUAUACAACCUGCUAAGAGGUCACCAUCAUCGCCCAUCCCCAUGUCACCAGAAGAUAUUGCUCUCUACUCGUCCUCCUCCAGAGAUUAUAUUGGCGUCCGGCCGUCGUCACGUAACGGGAGGAAAAGCAGCAGGAUGCGCAGCAACAGCCCUGGAGGUGGGAGCAGGGUAUCCGGAAGAAGCACAAGCAGGCGCCGAGAUUUCGAUUAUGGAAUUAAAUCGCCAACCUCGCCUAUACCAAUGUCUCCGGCUGAAGGCCACGACAGCAGCGGGGAUCCUGACCGUAGGUUUAGACUGUUAAACGCCGAGAGAAAACAGCGGUACAAGUCAAGAGAAAGAAGUGCAAACCGUCGUCAUGAUCGUAGUAGGAGUGCACCUCGAUAUUCUUCGGCUGAGCAGAGGAAUGGGGCUGAAAAGGAUAGUGAUACUAGUGGAGAAAUGGCCAAUCGUCUUGAUCAAAGCUAUCAGACUUAUAAUUCCCAUGAUGAGCCAUUUCAACCACAGCAGCUUGGCCACAGCCAGGUUGACAAUCAGCUAGAUGAACAUGGCAGGAAACGAUCGGCUGCCGCAGAACUUGAAGCUCGCCGCCAAUCCCUAGCUCGUCGCCCUUCCGCUCCUCCUAUCCCCCUCCCUGGCGAGGCAAGCCUCAACCAAAUUCUAUCUGGCCGUCCUUCGCCUUCUCCCGGUCCUCAGAGCCAUGCUAGAUCUAACAGCUCUUUUAGUCAAAGGGCAAUGUCCAAAAGUACUGGUCCUACCCCUUCUAGUCUUACAGAACGUGUUCCAUUCACCAUGCCAAUUGGUCUCCCAGCGACCCCUAGGGCAAUGAGACACCCAAAGUAUAGCACUGGAUAUAAUGACUCAGAGACACCCGAUGUACCUGAAGUACCACCCCCGGAUGCAUUCUAUAGUUAUGAUAGGCGACCAUCCUUCAAUAUACCUCGGUCCAUGUCUGCCCCAAUUCCGGACGAUGAGAUGCCAACUCAUCCUCAUUUCCAGCGCCAGCUUCCGAGUAGCCGAACAAACCGAACACCAAACCACAGGCGUGAGACGUCGAAUGAGGGCAUGACGCUAGAGAAUUCUCGAGUAGAGAACCUACGAGCCGAGCACACUCGGAUCACCUCUGGGCCGUUGCCACCCCUUCUUCCGGAGCUUCAACAUCUGCAUGCUACUGCUACUCCUCCACCUCCUCCACCUCCUCCCGCACCUCCAGCGCGUCAGCCAUUACCUCCGGCUGCUCCUAUACACAGUGAUGCCCCGGUGCAAGACGAAGGGCGGAAUUCGUUUAUUUCGGGUGUUGGAACGAUUAACAUUGCUAUUGACGAUUCUCACAGCCCUGCACUUUUUGGUCCAUCCAACCCAAACCCCAAUUUCCGUGCAGCAUCGCUGCCGGCACACCAGCAAUCAUUGCAUCAAUUAGAAGGGGGUAUGAGAGCGUCUGCGGACCCUCAUAAACGUGGCCGAAGUGUAAAUGACAAUGUGCAAUUCAAAUUCCGCAAUCUUACUGAUCGCAUGAGAAGCUCAAGUCGGCCUCGAAAUGGGCGUUCCCCUGCUUCAGAUCGUCAAGAUGUAUGCUCUCCAUAUGAGAGCCUGGCAACUAACGGCACAAUUGAAAACAGAAUCUAG